AUGAGAGAAUACCGGCAGAAUCUUGCGCUUCAAGUACAUCUCCAGAAGCUACGAGAAGAGAGUCCUCUCGCAUCAUAUCAGCCAUCCUCGCCCGAGACGACCCUGAUCUCCCGAUACGUUGGCGUGCUCCGACCAGAGCCCGCCGGUAGGCAGCCUUUUGAGGUCUUAGGGACCUGGAUACAGUCUAUUCCCUCGCGCAUCGGGUCGAACAAGAUGCUUGAUUUGGCCGUUCAGUUCUUCGUCGAUAGUCACGCUACGUAUCGAGAUGAUAUGCACUCGAAGCGCAAGGUCGCGAGAGCUUCAAAGGCUAAAGCGCUCAAGGAAUUGCAGCUCGCCGUGAUGAACACUGAUAACAAGGUCACGUACGACAUCCUGUUGGCUACGAAAUUACACUACGCUGCUGAGGUUCACGAGGCGAUGAUGAUGGGUCGGAAGUCAGUAUACCACAACGACUAUUACCUGUCUGCUACAAUUCCACCUCCGAUCGAUACAAGAGAUGUCAUGCUGUCGCCAUCACAGAGAGCGUCGAUGGCCGUCAUGCACGUUUUCAUUCAGUGCCCUUACGCGGUAGCAUUGAUCCGAGAAGCCAUUUCGAACCCCGAGGACACGUUCGCGCUUGCAAUCGCCAUGUCAUAUUUGGAGGGUCUGAUGCAAAUCAACGUGUCGCAGCACGUAGCUGAGCUCAUUGAAACGACCGUGUCUGUGGUACCGAUUCCACCGUCACCGGACGUCGCCGACCUAAUGCCCGACACCCUCGAGUUCAAUUCGGUACAAGACUUCAUACUUUGCACCAGAAGCUGGAUGUUACAGUCGCUCCUCUGCGGUCUUGCGGAUACACUUUAUCGAUACUUCCCGACUGAGGCGGCGUUAUCGCUACUCCCGUCGCCUCAGCAAUUACGAAUUAUUGACGUUGAUAGCGCACUCUGUCUCCAGAAGUCGCACAGAUGGGCAGAUUCCGUUUCCAAACAUAUCCCGCUUUUGACAAUGCGCUUACACACUCCACUCCAGAUGGCUAUUGCCCCAUGGCACCGCAUGACGCGAGAUCUUACAUCCCAGCGCUCACCAUCUGCCUCGCCAGGCACCCCCUUGGACGUGGCUGCGGAGCUCACACGCGCCAAGCGCAUGCAAGCUUGGAUAGUCAGCGAAACCAACAAGAUACACAAGAACUGGAACGUCGCCACCGUCGACGAAGAAAUCCUUAUAGAAGCUCUAGAAGCUUUAUCUGGAGAGAAGAUGCCAGAUUGGCUUCCAACGCGCGUACGAUUCGUCCCCGAAGAAGGCGAAAUGGCCCUACACAUGGAAUUCGAGAACAGAACAGGGACCUACUCCACUGGCAGAAUCGAUGUAAGCAAGGAGCCUCCGCGCAAACUGGCGAUGCCGCCGCAUCCUGGGGAAAAGGGACAAGAAUGGCAGAGGAAGAAUCACAGGAAGGAACCUGUGUACGACUUCAGGGUGGUGGCCUCAGUCACACGAAACAUCACAUAA
Molecule: messenger RNA, 1485 nt
Organism: Alternaria conjuncta
Lineage: Eukaryota; Fungi; Ascomycota; Dothideomycetes; Pleosporales; Pleosporaceae
Exons: 3
Coding region: 1-1485 (494 amino acids)
Source: RefSeq, a predicted model, not a curated record